This is a messenger RNA of Nilaparvata lugens (brown planthopper), 2557 nucleotides long. RefSeq lists its product as uncharacterized. The transcript is spliced from 2 exons. The coding region runs from base 1814 to 2557 and encodes 247 amino acids. Lineage: Eukaryota; Metazoa; Arthropoda; Insecta; Hemiptera; Delphacidae. The record is from RefSeq and is a predicted model, not a curated record.
AAACACUUUUUAUCAGAAAGAUUUUUGAUAUUGAUAACACAUUUCUUAUUCUUAAUGAACUGGGGUGUUUGAAUAUAACUGCUUGUGUACAUUGGAUUAUAUCUAAUCACAUUUACAUCAAGCGAGUCGAUCUUCUUCAACACCCACCCACUCCCAAAUCGAACAAAGUUAUCGAAUGAACUUAAAAUUUUCCUAACUGCUAACAUAAAUUGUUCAUUCAAUUCGUCAUAACUCUCCAAGACAUUCAUGCCUAUGGCCGAGUAGCUAUGAAGAUUCACAAUGGAUGAAACAGCUUCAGAUUCCUCUGAUUCUAAAACUACCAUCUUAUACAAUAAUACAUUUAAUACUAAAAACCAUUUAACAUUUCCUUCGAAACGUGCAGCGUGUUCUCUUAUUAUCUCGAAAACACGAGCUUUUGAGUUUUGAAGCACAUUUUCAAUGUCAGGUGCUACGUUUUUGAAGGAAAUGCGAUGGCGAAUUGCUCGCGAACUCACGCCUCCAACUCUAUGUUCUCUGCUAUGCUCCAUCUCUGCUACUAGCGGGUUACUGAAAACAAACAAAGAAUAUAUUACUAUGGCACAGAAUUAGAUAUAAAAACAAGUAAACAUUAAUCUAAAAAUCAGUUGUGAUUUAACAAGCUGCGAGUACAGUGCAAAAAAUGCUAUCACAGGAUCAGAUUUUCAUGCAUGAACGAUUAAGGUUAUUAACAUUUGAUAAUCGUUGGAAAUUAGAAUCGAGUCUGUUGUCACCUCAAAAUUUGGCUAAACAGGGUUUUAAAUUUGUGCGAGCACCUGACGUUGUUCAAUGCGUGUUUUGUUCAGUAUAUUUAGAAAAUUGGUUGCCAACAGACGAUCCUAGUAAGGAACAUGAACGAUGUAGUCCAAAUUGUGGAUGGCGCAAAGAAGAUAAUAUUUCAUGUGAAGAGGAGAAUUUCGAUAAUAAUAUUCUACGACAAUAUGAAGAACGAGUUUUAACUUUCCAUCGUCCAGAACCAUUCAAGCUCUCAGUAUUUAUUAAUAGAGCAGACUAUUUUGCAAUAAAUGGAUACUUUUUGCAUGAGAAAUCAUAUCUGCAAUGUGUAUAUUGCAAAUAUAUUAUUGAAAAUCCUUAUGAAAAAGUGAUACAUGUUCCAUUUUGUAUAUAUAAAAAGAUGAGCUAUAAUGGAAAAGAAACGACAAAUGAUGAAAAAGAAGAUGCUGUGGGAAAACAAGCUGGAUAUAGUACAAUAUGCACUCUGUUGUAAUCGAGAUAUUAGUGAUUCCUAAGUGCAUUGUCGUAGUAUCAGGAAAGAAGUAACUCCUGAAAAAUCAUGAUUAGAAAAAUAAAGAAUUGUAUCAUACUUACAUGCAAUGAAUGAUGUGCUGUACUGUCUCUCUCUCUCUGCUUACACUAGUUCUUCAUACGUCUUUCCUCCUCAAAGAAUGGAGUGAUUAUGCACUCUCGAACUCUGUGAAAUCAACGAACAUAAUGAAAAUCACAAUAAUAUUGAGAAGAAAUUUAGCAAGUCAACAUGUGAUGUUAAUUAUGGAAAUUAAUGAGGAGAUUACAUUCGAAAUAUUGUUAUUCGAGAUAUGUGGAAGUGAGAAUUCGAGUGCAUUGUGAGAAUUUGAUAUUUUUUCUCUGAAUGCAACUUGCUGUACGUGUAAGAAUGCAUUUGUAUGUCAAGGAUGUGACAAGUGGAAAAAUGCACUAUCUCUCACUCACCCUAAAACAGAGAGAGAGGAACGAAUGAGUAUAUAAGAGGCGGUCAUUGGAUUUGCCAGCUUCAUUCGACCACUAGUCACGUUUCACACAUAUCCUCGCUAUCAUCAUCAUGGAGUCCACACGUGAGCAGUACAUCCUUCCGGAUACACCUCCUCAACAAGAACCAUCAUUCUCAUCUUACUGGGCAGCGCAAGCUGCGCGGAAGAAGAAGAUUCCUUCUAGCAGUGCUGCUCCCCCUGCUGCUGUCGCUGUCGCAUCCGACCCCGAGGAGUCGCCCCUGAAGAGACGUGGAGUCUUCGUGGAGAGAGGGAUGAGCAGCGAUGAGCUCAUUAUACCAGACACACCACCACCAUCUCAUCUAGGAUGGGCACCGAAGCGAGUGCCGCUAACAACAAUUACCACCAACAGGCAGCAGGGGAAGAGAAAACUGCAAUUUCUGGAGGAGGAGGAAACCAACUUCGUACCCUCAAAGAAACAUAUGUCUGAGAACACCUCCAUGGCUCCGCUACUGGAGGAGGCAGCCGCGCGGGAUGAUGAUGAUGAUGAGGACUUCAUCACACUCAUCAAUAAACCAUCACCAAAACCGUGGGUGCCUCUCCGCGAGCUGGCGGAGGAUGUUCCACAUACUAUCAUCUCAGUGCGGGAGGAAACGAACCAUCAUGGCAGACGAAUUAUUUUGAAAAUUAAUAUCGCUUCUACGAAGAAAAUCUCUGAGGUAUACCUGCCUCAGAGAUUUUCUUCAAUAAUUUCACCUUGUAAAGUUGUUAAAUUUAAUUCUAACUGUAAAAAUUUAGGAAUAGUAGUGAAGCAUAUAACCGCUACAUGGAGCAACAUUAAGAUUGUUAAAAUUUAA